GCUUCUGCCAAAGGUAAGAACUUUCCUUUUCUUCCUUCCACAGAUCCGAGUCGGUGGCUGUCACCGCUACCCACGGCCGCCAUCAGAGUUCGAAGCCAGACAUAAGCUAGUGAAGCCAAACCACAAAACAAAAGCGAAAAACUCUCCGGUUCCUAUCGCCGGCCGUCGGACAGGUCUGCAGUUUUCUUAUCUUAUGGCGAUGUGUUCCGAAGACAGAAUCAGUAGUUUACCGGAUCAUAUUCUUUGUCAUAUUUUGUCUUUCCUUCCUCUUAAAGAAGCAGUUCGAACCUCUAUUAUUUCAACCAAGUGGAGAUACCUCUUUGCUUCAAUUUCUACCAUUGAAUUUGAUCGUUGUUUACUGAGUGAUUUGACUGACAGAAAUGUUGACAGCUUCAAGAACUUUGUUGAUAGGUUAUUGAAAUUCCCCGAUCAGGUAAGUUUAGAUUGCUUUAGGCUAAGUGAUGGGAUUCCAUGGGAUGGUGAAGAUCAUGAUUUUGAUGUUUUUGGUUGGAUAUGUGCUGCAUUGUGCCGUGGUGUUAAGGAAAUUCAUUUGUACUUAGAUUAUUUUGGGUAUGUUCUCACUGUACCAGCUGUUUUAUUCACUUGCCACUCACUGGUGACACUGAAAUUGAAUGCAGCAUGUCGUAAGAUUUAUGUCCCAUCUGACGUUUGUUUAGGGAAUCUGAAGACUUUGCAGCUUAGAAACUCGGUAGUUGACGGUGAUUCCAUUCAUAGGUUAAUUUCCAAUUGCCAUGUCUUAGAAGAUUUGGCUUUUAUUGAAUGUCAUCUUGUGUAUGCAAGUGCGCUCAAUAUCAAAACUCCUUUUCUUAAGAGAUUUGUUUUAGAUUUAAAUGUGAUAGAAUUCGGAGAUUUCAAUAAUGUGGUGGUGAUUAAUGCUCCAAAUCUUGAAAAAGCCGAUAUUAGCAUCUAUCUGUUUGGUUCCAGUGAUCGUGAAACAAGUGCAACCCAUCUUAUUCAAGGAAUUUGCACUGUGCGGUCUCUGAAUUUAACCAUUGAUGACGUGUUUUUCCGAACGUGUCGGCUUCCUAUAUUUCACAACCUUAUUGAAUUUGAAAUAUUUCACAACCUUAUUGAAUUUGAAUAUGGUGGUCUUGGUUCUAAUGGGAGAGGAACUUGGCUUGUGGAGUUUCUACAUUGUGCGCCUAAUCUAAAUACGCUUACCCUCAAUUUUCUGGAAGAACAUCAGAUUGAUUUGGAACUAUUUGAGAACAAGAAAAAGGGGAGCUCUCUAGUUAUGGGGAUUUGUACAUUCUUACCAACAACAAAGAAGGCUUCCAUUGUUCCUGUUAUAGGCUAGCUUUGGUUCAACACAGGCCAUUGAAGAUGAAGGUUUGAGAACUUGAGAUUUUAGCCUGCUAGAAUGCUGGAAUUUAGUUUCCUUGAGACUGAAAUGAUGUUUAAGAUCCCUUGAUUUGACUAUGGAACUCACACCAUUGACACCAAUGCUUGCGCCUUACAGGUCAGUCAGUGUUGAUAAUAUCCAACUCUAAACUCGCCUCUCUGGUGCAUUCCUCUGUCAAAAUAUCAUCUGAAAGUUUCAGUGUUGCGUGAAAGAAAUUUGGUGAAAUUAUCAUGAAAUGAGUGAGGUACUUCUACUAAAAAAAUGAGUAAAUUAAUCCUGUAGUAUGAAGAUUAAAGAGCAAAGUAAUCAUCCUAAUAAGGGUCGGUUCUUUAUUACUUUUGAAAAGUGCU
Messenger RNA from Gossypium raimondii (Peruvian cotton), 1713 nucleotides. Its product is annotated as F-box/LRR-repeat protein At3g26922. Bases 194 to 1318 code for a protein of 374 amino acids. The record is from RefSeq and is a predicted model, not a curated record. NCBI's taxonomy places the organism in Eukaryota, Viridiplantae, Streptophyta, Magnoliopsida, Malvales, Malvaceae. The transcript is spliced from 3 exons. Gene Ontology annotation, molecular function: protein binding.